AUGGCCCCCAGCAAUAUGUUGGAUCCUGCCUCAGAGGACUUCAAUGAAACGCGGCCAAGCUUCUACAUCGGCCAACAUGACUCUGAGCGGCUCGUCCCACUGAACGACGAUCAGUAUAAUCAGGUUCUCACUGCCGGCUUUCAUUUUGUCACCAGUCCCAUCACAAACAGCCAUUUCCGGGAGCGUGUGGUCAGCCUUUGGCGUUCCUAUCUCUCUGAAGCUAACAAUCAUGGCCUGUCCGAGGAGGAGAAAUCCAAUCCCUCACUGCCAGGCCCCAUCGUUCCGACCCUUACCGACAAGGACACGGCGCUUUUCCCUGGAGAUGACAGCUCUACCAGUGUAGCUUAUUCAAGCCCCUGGAUCGAUCUUUGCUCAGAAGAUCCAGUAGUGGCAAGCAUCUCUCGUCAGGUUCUCAACCUGGAAGUCGCCUAUGCCAACUUCUGUGGCGUCCGCAGUGUCAUUGUCCCAGGGCCAAGGAGAGACGAGAGUGGCUGGCAGAUCUCUCAGUAUGCUCGAGCGAUCCAGGAGACUUUUCUGAUUGCGACAAGGAUCAACCUCAUCAUUCACAUGCCCAUGUAUCGAGAGCCUGGUCUGGAAGAGAAGGAGCCAUUGUUCUCCGGCCGUGACAUCCAGGAAGAGAUCUCUGAAGGCGAGAUCGACAUCUUCAGUGCAUGGGAUAGCUGGCACACCAUUCGUACCGUGUGCGACUACAACAUUAGGUUGUACGUGGAGACAACAGCUGUUCGAAUUCCUCGACGGCUCCCUGAACGAGAAUUGCAGACUCGUUGGUUUGCGGAGCCGCUUCAUUAUCUAACCCUCGGACCAAACACUUUCCAAACCAACGGUGCUGGCUUUCCAUCCCUGACACGCUACCACCAGGAGAUGAUCAACAUGUAUAUGAGACUCAAACAAGCACCCUGGAUGAUUCUCUACGACGUGGGCCCAUCCCAAGACGAACUGAGCAAGAUUGUUGGUGGCACCGCUUCGACUACUGACUUCCCUACGCUCGCCGAGGCACAGUCUAUCCAGGAGCAGCCGCAGAGCCGGAUGAAUGCGCAUGUGUCUUACAUGCGAUACCUUGAACGGCAGCAGCCUCCACACACCGCUCUGGAGAGCCCUGCACUGACCAGCUUCCAGGACUGGCUUCAGUCCCCGCUUCAACCCCUGGCAGACAACCUCGAAUCAUCGACCUACGAGACUUUCGAAGGUGACCCGGUCAAGUACGACCAGUACGAGAAGGCCAUCACCGAGGCAAUGGCGGAGUGGAAGGCGCUGGGGAAGCCCACAUCCUCCCUCCAGCAAGACGGUGCCCCUCAACAAGAGCUCAUCGUGGCCGUGGCUGGUGCCGGUCGUGGCCCGCUUGUCACGCGAGUACUGCGCGCGAGUGAGAAGACUGGCAUGCCUAUCCAGCUCUGGGCUCUCGAGAAGAACCAGAAUGCGUACGUCUAUCUGCUGCGGCAGAAUAAACAGGUCUGGGGUGGUAAGGUCAACGUCAUCCAGACCGACAUGCGGGAGUGGAACGGGCCGGUCGCUCGAGGACAUACAGAUCGCACCACUCCCGUGGACAUUCUUGUGACCGAGCUACUUGGGUCGUUUGCCGACAAUGAGCUUUCUCCAGAAUGCCUCGACGGAAUUCAGAGGCACCUGGCCCGGCCUCACGGUCUAUCCAUCCCCCACUCCUACACCGCCCAUCUCAGUCCCAUCUCCUACCCCAAGAUCUACGCGGACCUCAGCAGCAGGAUUGUCGGCGACCCGAACGCAUUUGAGACGCCCUGGGUCGUUCUUCUGUUUGCCAUUGACUUUGUCUGCCAGAAAGCCCCAGGGCAUCACCGCUUCCAACAGGCGUGGGAGUUUGUGCACCCCGUCCGCCUGCCGUUUGUAGAGACCUGGGAGGAGGGCCAUGGGCGACGCAAGGUGCAGCGCGGUGGCGGCGGUGCCAUGAAUCUCUCGGCUGGUCUGAACGAACACAAUGCUAGGCAGUGCCAUCUGACGUUCGUCUGCCGAUCCCGAGGUGUCAUCCAUGGUCUGGCUGGCUACUUUGAAUCUGUCUUGUACAAGCCGCAAAUGCCAGACAAGGAGCUGGUCGAGAUCAGCACGCUGCCUGAGCAGAUCGACAAGAAGAGCAAGGAUAUGAUCUCCUGGUUCCCUAUCUUCUUCCCCUUGAAGAAACCCCUCUACUUCCCUCCCGACAGCGAGCUGGAAGUCAGCAUGUGGCGGCAGACUGACGACACGAAGGUGUGGUAUGAGUGGAUCGUCGAGGCGUACAUGUGGGUUGGCCCAAAGACUCGGGUCAAGGUGGGAGCCUCCGAGAUGCAUAGUAGCCGGAACGUGGCGUGUUUGAUGUAG
Thyridium curvatum is the source of this 2346-nucleotide messenger RNA. RefSeq lists its product as uncharacterized. The transcript is spliced from 4 exons. Bases 1 to 2346 code for a protein of 781 amino acids. Gene Ontology annotation, biological process: regulation of DNA-templated transcription; peptidyl-arginine N-methylation. Lineage: Eukaryota; Fungi; Ascomycota; Sordariomycetes; Thyridiales; Thyridiaceae. The record is from RefSeq and is a predicted model, not a curated record. Gene Ontology annotation, cellular component: nucleus; cytosol.